Molecule: messenger RNA, 1520 nt
Organism: Saprolegnia parasitica CBS 223.65
Lineage: Eukaryota; Oomycota; Saprolegniomycetes; Saprolegniales; Saprolegniaceae
Exons: 3
Coding region: 12-1520 (502 amino acids)
Biological process (GO): apoptotic DNA fragmentation
Molecular function (GO): deoxyribonuclease II activity
Source: RefSeq, a predicted model, not a curated record
AGCCGAUCACCAUGCACUGGAUCAUACCCGUGGUCAUCUUGGGCGUAUGGCUGCCAUUGGCCGCGACGGCGUCGCCGCCCGAGCUCUUUGCUCUCGAUGGCAAUGGAGACCCUGUCGCUUGGUGGGUCGUGCUCAAGCUUCCGUCCAUGGUCCGCGGUGCGUCCGGCGCGUACGUCGCCACGCCCUGCGACUGUGCGCCGCCCGUGUGCUCGCGCGAAGUCGAUCCGACGCGGCGGCAUGGUCUUUGCUACCUCUACGCUGACGCAAACCGACCGCAGCUGCAGCACUUUCGCGCGCUGGGCUACGACUGCCUGGGCCAAGGCGGCCGCGAUCCCGUGAGUCAAACACUGCGGCAGCGUGCGAACGCGACGCACUGGGCGUACUUUAACGACCAGCUCAAUGGUAUCGCGCUCAAGCAGGACAAGUCGCUCGUCUGCAGCGGACACGCCGCGUUUAACGCCCAUAGCAAAGGGCUCGUCGCGUUCGAGGCCACCAGCGGCGGCUUUGUGCUGCAAACAUCAACGCCCAACUUUCCAGAUCCGACGCCAUCGCUUGACUUUGAGCGUCUCGGCUGCCAGCACGACAACAAUGUCGAGUACGCGCAGCAUCUCUUCGCCUUCUCCGUCGGCGACGCAGCCCUCGCGACGAUCGCGUCUGGCUGGCGGGCGGCACGACUGUGCUCAGCAAACCAUUACCACGCCAUCGACAACCUCCUCGUGAGCCCGUCGCUUCGGAAUGCAUCGGCGCUCUCGGGCACGGCGCGCGUCGUUGCAUCCGUCAUGGUGGACCCGCAUCUCCCAGCGCAGCCGUUUGUGCAGGUGCAGGUGGCGACGAAAGGCAAGCAGAGCAUCAUCGUGCACGGGCUUUUCAAGAGCCGUUCCGCCGAGGUGCCACCAUGGGCUUUGGUUGCAACGGCCUUUGCCACGGACGUGAGCGUCGCGUCGUGGUGGGACGAAAACUACGGCACCCCGACGCUCUGCGACGGUGACAGCUACGGCGCUGCGGCCCACGCCUUCUGCUUGCGCCCAACAGAGUCACCAGUGGCGCUGCGACCUGACGGCACCUUCCAGUUCAACGUCGAGAACCUCAUGGACGCCAGCUGGACGCUGCCGACCGGUCGCGUGACGUGGUCUCUUCGGGGUGGGCGUGUCCGUGAUGGCAACCACGCCAAGUGGGGCAUUGCGACGCCGCGUCAUUCCAGUGACGCCAAUUUGUCCAUCUUUGGCGACCUCAACAUGGAAGGGUUUCCGUGCUCGUCGUCGUGCGCAGGGUCCCAAGGCGGCCGCGGUGGUACCUUCUUCGCACUCGCCAACCGGGAGCUCCACGACAGCCUCGCAGCGCUCGUGACCAACGUCUGUGGCUGUGGCGCAUCCCCUGCGAUGGCGACGUAUGUCGAUCGUCGGCUGUGCGGCCAUGGGUGUACCAAGAAGCUGCAUGCGGCUGAGAAUCUGCCCGGCGUCGGCAACUCGACCACGUCGUACUGGCCGCGCACAGAGUCGAACGCGGUCGCGUUGGCCUAA